AAAUGGCGCCUGUUGCUCUGUACUCUGGUAACAGAGACUGAACGGCAUUGUGGGACGGAGGCGAAUGUGCAGCGGUUUCCGGAUCACUGGACUGGACGGGGAGAAGUGUGAAUAUACGGGAGGAGGAGAAGAAAAGAACUUUGUUUUUAUUUUUGUCAGACGUUUACACCGAGGUAAGGGCUUCGUCUGGAUUGAAACUGAAUCUGAGGUAGCUGCAGGCAUGUCGCAGUCUGGAGAAAAAGGCAAGUUCCCUGAGGCUGCCGGUUAUGUGGGCUUUGCUAACCUCCCGAACCAGGUACACAGGAAGUCUGUAAAGAAAGGCUUUGAGUUUACACUGAUGGUAGUAGGAGAAUCUGGCCUGGGUAAAUCCACCCUCAUCAACAGCCUGUUCCUCACUGACCUCUAUCCAGAACGAUACAUACCUGGAGCAGCAGAGAAGAUUGAGCGGACAGUGCAGAUCGAGGCCUCGACGGUGGAGAUCGAGGAGAGGGGGGUGAAGCUCCGCCUCACUGUGGUGGACACUCCUGGGUAUGGAGAUGCCAUCAACAGUCAAGACUGUUUUAAGACCAUCAUCCAAUACAUUGACAAUCAGUUUGAGCGCUACCUGCAUGAUGAAAGUGGCCUGAAUCGUAGACACAUUGUGGACAACAGAGUUCACUGCUGCUUCUAUUUCAUAUCUCCAUUUGGACACGGAUUGAAGCCACUGGAUGUUGAAUUUAUGAAAGCCAUCCACAGCAAAGUGAACAUUGUCCCCGUCAUCGCAAAAGCUGACACACUGACACUCCGAGAGAGGGACCGUCUGAAGCGGAGGAUCCUUGAUGAGAUUAGUGAGCACGGUAUUCGCAUCUACCAGCUCCCUGAUGCAGAUUCUGAUGAGGACGAGGAGUUCAAAGAGCAGACCCGCGUCCUAAAGGCCAGCAUUCCUUUUGCCGUCAUCGGCUCCAACCAGCUGAUCGAAGUGAAGGGGAAGAAGAUUCGAGGGCGUCUGUACCCUUGGGGUGUGGUGGAGGUGGAGAACCCUGAACACAACGAUUUCCUCAAACUGCGCACCAUGCUCGUGACUCACAUGCAGGACCUGCAGGAAGUGACUCAGGACCUACACUACGAGAACUUCCGCUCCGAGAGACUGAAGAGAGCUGGCAGGUCAGUGGAGGAUGAAGUGCUGGACAAAGAUCAGAUCUUAAUGGAAAAGGAGGCUGAGCUGAGACGCAUGCAGCAGAUGAUUGCUCAGAUGCAGGCUCAAAUGAAGAUGAAGCCUGGAGAUGAUUGAAAAAGAUCAUUGUAUUAUAAUGUUUGUUUGCUGCAAUAGAAAGCCAGAGUUCCACUACAUGACUGGCUUCAUUAUUUCAAUCCCUGUAUCUACUAUCAUUCUGGGCACUUCACAACUCUACUACGGUUCCUUUUUCUUUUACUUUAUAGAUACAUAUAUAUAUAUUUGUCUGUCACACAAAGGAUUGUCAUCGCAUCACUGCAUGUUCCCAACUUUAUCCACGUUGAGUGAUCUUAAUGUCAACCAAAUUUAUAAUUUAAUCUUAUUCAGUAUCUUAAUAUGAAUUAUACCACCAUGUUAAUUUUUUUUUAUUUGCCUGCAUCCAUGUUACAUUGCAAAUAAUUUGCCAUGACUGUAUCAGUUAUUUUUAUAGCUGUGUUGUGUGUGUGUGUGUGUGUGUAUGUAAAAUGCUUCAGGUUUAGUAGUUUUGUUUUUCCACCAUGCCCAGUCAUGUCUACUGCUGGCAGGAAGCAACUCACGUUGUCCCAGUCACCUGUCUCAUUUCUCAUGCCCUGCUGGUGCCUGUUCUACACAGUGUACAGGAACUAAGAAAAUGGUGGUAAUAUUUGACCUCAUUCUCCAUUAUCUGUUUUUCAAGCACACUAACUGAUGAGGGAAUUAUUUACUAGUUAUUCAAACUCGCAAGUACAUGCAAAUUUCUAGCUUUGUUCACAAGAGCCAUAUGGUCUCAGCAGUUUUUCUUAUAAGCGGAUGUCUCAGUGUAUGAAUUAAAGUGCCUUAUCGUCUGUGCCUUGGUGAAAUGUUAGUAGUUGUAGUCUGUGGUUGGCUCGUUACAGCACGAGAGAAUACCAUCAACUAUUAAUGUUUCAGUAAGGGGCCACUAAGGGGCAGCAGCUACCAGUAAAAACCAGGACAAUAGCUCAAAGCGCCCCCCCCCCCCCCCCCCCCCCAAAAAAAAAGUCCUGUUGUGGAUUCUGCAAAAGAUUAUCAAUUAUUUUUGCCCAAUAUGGAAAUUUAUCAUUUGUCAGUUAUUAAUUCAAUUUAGGAACAAAUAUUUAGAUUUUAAAAUCCCCCCCCCCCCCCCAAAAAAAAAAAAAAACCAAGCCUUCACUGUGUACAUUGAGUGUAUGUUCUUUUUAAGUCUACACUGAGUAUUAAUCUUUUAAAUGCCAAAUAUAAACAAGUAUAUGCUAAAAAAUAAAUCCAUAAACAAACAUGCAUGCAUACAUAACACAAGUGUGUAUUGAAACACCACUGUAUGCAACCAAAUACAGUUAAAGCAUGUAAAUGAGGUCAUAAUUUAAUGAUUGAUUAAUAACUGAUGUGAACAGUUACAGCUCACCAGGAUCACAGCUAUGAUAAAUUCUAAUUAUUAAUUGUGUAAUUUCUAAUUCUUUGACCUUAUUUUACUAGAUGCAUGUGGAAAUGACUGCAAGUAUCACGGAUUUGAUGUUUUACAUGAAAUAACACUUCAGGUGACUGGAAAUGCUCAAAUUAUAUAUAAAACGAGCAUUACAUUUUUGAAGACUCUCUUCAGACCUUAACAUUUUUUUUUUUUAAAUCUUUCCACUGUCUAGCUUAAGGUCGUUUUUCUUUCUAAAUCAAGGGUCCUUCCUUUUAUGUAAUGGUACUUGUUAGUGAUUACAUAAACAAUCUGCUGAUAUUUUGUAAAUGUUGUGACCCAGCCUUAAUUACUCAUUUGGCCAAGUCGUCAUCUGUUUACAGACUAAUGUUCGUUAGUUGUUUGUUUUUUUGCAUGUCCAUGGUACAGUUGAUUGGUUGAUGGUACCUUGUAAAAUGCUGAUUUUUUUUUUUGUACUCAUUUGCAGAAAUAAACAUUUCGGAAGUUCUCA
Messenger RNA from Neoarius graeffei (lesser salmon catfish), 3084 nucleotides. RefSeq lists its product as uncharacterized. Lineage: Eukaryota; Metazoa; Chordata; Actinopteri; Siluriformes; Ariidae. The record is from RefSeq and is a predicted model, not a curated record. Gene Ontology annotation, molecular function: GTPase activity; molecular adaptor activity; GTP binding. The transcript has 12 exons. Gene Ontology annotation, biological process: regulation of exocytosis; cytoskeleton-dependent cytokinesis; cell division. Bases 65 to 1270 code for a protein of 401 amino acids. Gene Ontology annotation, cellular component: septin ring; cell division site; synaptic vesicle.